AUGCCAUGUCGACGAUGCCAAGCCCUGAAAUUAGAAUGCGGGUUCGCCACAAACAAAGUAAAAGACACAAAAGAACCCAAAGUAGAGGAGGGCGAUGUUCUUUCAGGGUUGUUUGAUGCUCAGCCGAGCGCUCCGCCACCCAAGAAUGUCGUGGACGUUCAUCGUCAAAUAUUUGAGACAAAGUUCGAUAUCUCCGGACAACAAUCAUCUAGAACCUUGUUAGAUGAUAUACCUGAUGACACGACGUUACGACCCCCGGUGCUUGACCAAAAGAAGGCUGAUCAGCUUCUAAGCAAGUUCCGAGCCAAGAGCUCCUAUUUCCCUUUUGUAACUCUCCCGGGUAACAUAGCCUCCGCGCAGCAUCGCUUUUUGUAUCUUGCUGUGCUUACUGCGGCAUCCUCGGAUGACAUGUAUCUGCUGAGGAGCCUCGAUAACAGGUUUCGGUCUGUCUUGGCUGAUCGAGUUGUGAACGCUGGGGAGAAAAGUCUGGACUAUCUGCAAGGAUUGCUUGUCUACAUUGCAUGGUACAACUUGCAUCUACGUCCACGAAGCUUUCAGUCCUACCAGUAUCUCCAAAUUGCUAUCAGUAUGGUGGAGGACUUAGGGCUCGAUGAUGGGAAUAUUACACAUACAGAAGUCGACCGCUCAUCAGCACUAAGUGGCAGCGAAGCUCUGAAUGCCUGUCUUGGGUGUUAUUACCUUUCCUCCGUCAUAGCAACAGGAAGCAAACGAGACAACAGGGUGACCCUUUCUUCCAACCUAAUAAGCUAUCUGCUUCGAUUAUCCCAGGGAGAGUGCCCCCGUGGUACAAUGAUAUACUCUUGCAUUCGGCUUCAGAUGGCAAUAGAAGCAGCAUAUAAAGGCGCUGAGAAGCCAGAUCGCUUGUGGCCAGCAGACAGUCGGCUUACGUCAGAUCCCUCCUUGAAUAUCCCUUCGAUUAAUAUCGCACGGCUUACUCUUUCCUUACUGGAGGAAGCAAGCAUACACCGUCUGGAGCCGACGCUCCUAGAAUUCGAUCUUCCCAAAUUUCAGUCCAUUAUGCGCAAAGCAAGAGCCUUCUUGGACUACUUCAUAUCUGUCCCUACGUCGAAUUAUCACCGCUUUUCAUUUACCGAAUGGGACCGCUUAAUUGCAGCUAUUCGUGUUUCAACAGAAAUUCUGUCAGCUGCAGCUGGUUUACCAGGCAUUGUUGCGGCAGUUGGAGAAGAGUCCCAGACCCUAACCAGAUACCUGGAGUGCUUGGCAAAUCGGAUGGAGAAGGUUUCGCAAUCUGGUCGGAAUCCCGGCGAAUUUCCUGAUAUAUUCUAUUUGUUCAAGUCUGUUUUGGACUUACUCUGCCCUCUUCCUCUCGCUGCAACUUACGACCAAGGCAUGGCAUUAGCUGUCAAUUAUGAACCGCGCCGCAGCAUGCAACGAUGUCCGGUUCUGUCUAGUAUUCAAGAGACAGAGUUCUGGGAUGCAUAUCAGACCUGUGUUCCUGCUGAUGACAUAGACAUUGAUCUUGAGACGUUGUUCACUAAUGAAUAUCUAUCAGGACUAUCAUCCGAGGAAUGGGUGGGCGCUCCUGGGAACAUCAGCUACACAUGA
Molecule: messenger RNA, 1587 nt
Organism: Aspergillus pseudonomiae
Lineage: Eukaryota; Fungi; Ascomycota; Eurotiomycetes; Eurotiales; Aspergillaceae
Exons: 5
Coding region: 1-1587 (528 amino acids)
Biological process (GO): regulation of DNA-templated transcription
Cellular component (GO): nucleus
Molecular function (GO): DNA-binding transcription factor activity, RNA polymerase II-specific; transcription cis-regulatory region binding
Source: RefSeq, a predicted model, not a curated record